AGUGAAACCCUUCCUCCCCUUAUUGUUGCAGUCUCCGAAUGUGGCCGAAUUCGGUUGAAUCUUACUUCCGUUCGCUGCAGGUUCGCCGGCGUUGAAGCUGUACUACGCUUGCUCAUGUGCAUGCCUUCUAGCUGCGUUCAAUUUGGUUAGGUCAUGGGGUGGUGGUGUGGAAAAUUGGCCUUGAUUGGGAGUGGAAGCGUCGUUUAAGGUUUUGGCAAGAUUGUACAGGCCUCGGGUGCGGGAUUGGUUUUGGCGCUGGAUGAGGCGUCUAUCAGGUGCAGGGAGAAUGUGACCAACAAUCCUGAUAUUUUUCAAUGGAUGCCAAUCUAUCAGUGCCAGAACCAGGGCACGGACGAGUUGGGAGUUCGGUAGGACACCUGGACCUUAAGGAUGACCAGGAUCAAGUAGAGAAGAGCGUCAGUAAGCUGGAUCUGCAUGAAAGACCUGACGUGGUUUCCAGCAUCAUGUCCACGUCCGACAAUUGCCAAAUUUCUUCUUUACAAUAUCAUGAAGAAGUACGAGGUGACGAUUGCGAACCUGUUGCCUUGGAGGUCCCAAGCGAUCCCUCCUUGCUUCAACGUCCAAGAAUUCCAGGCUCUGCAUUGCAAUCAUCAGGCAUUGCUGCUCCUCCCUGUGGCGUUGAGAAGAGGGAUGUGAACAAGCGAUUGACCAGUCGUGCAUCAGAGACUGGGGAUAUAAAAUCAUUGAAUGCCGGCGCAGGAAUCAACGGCAUUAAUGAUGGACGGGCGCCCAAAGGCAGGAUCGGUAGGGGUAGGGGUAGGGUGAAGGCUUUGCCUAAGUAUUCCAAGGAUGUGAAUUGUGUUGGUUCUGAGGAGUUACAAUCAAUGAACUCAACUCAGCAGAUGGGCAUCAACAACCCUCCAAGCUAUGCACUGCACAGCUCUCCAGUCAAUAAACCUCAUGCUGGUAAGACGAAUCCAGGUGACCAUGUUGAUGUCCUCAAAAGGGCUGCAGAAUCGGAGGCAGCACAUCAAAAGCGAACCGUAAUGUAUGAGGGUGAUUCUAAAAUCAUGGAGCCUCUAGAGCGGAUGCUUGACGACAUCUACAACUCUCUUCAGCCUACUGAAGAUGACUACAGAAGGCGCCAGCUUGUGAUUGAACGUCUCAACGACCUUGUUCGGUCGUUGGAUUCUUGUCAAGGUGUUGAAGUAGUACCUUUUGGUUCUUUUGAAUCCAAUUUUUACACGGCUUGCGGCGAUUUGGACCUGUCUCUGGAGUUUCCUGUUGACCAGGAUGUGUCACCCACUUUUACCAAAUCUAAGAAAGUGAAAGUGCUGAAGAGUGUCGAGCGCGCCUUGGGUCGGUCAGGGGUUGCUCGGAGGAUACAACUGAUUGCGCAUGCCCGUGUGCCUCUGCUUAUGUUUGUUGACUCUGAACUGAAGAUUUCUUGUGACAUAUCAGUUGACAAUGGCUCAGCUUUGUUCAAAUCACGGGUGCUUCGCUGGAUCACAGAUAUGGAUCCCAGAUGCCGCAAACUCAUCUUCAUGAUCAAGUGUUGGGCGAAAGCACAGUGUAUCAACGAUCCAAAACUGGGAACCUUAAAUUCGUAUGCGUUGAGUUUAUUAGUUGUCUUUCAUCUUCAGACACGAUCGCCACCAAUAUUACCUCCAUUCAAAACUCUACUUGGAGAACAUACUAGUAUGCCUGUAGCAGGAAAACUGAACAAAGACGCACAACUACAACAAAUGCAAGAGUGCUAUGGACGAAUUCAGGCGCUUGUAAGUGAAGGCUUUGGUCAGGACAACAAAUGCAGUAUAGGACAGCUAUUUUUGUCGUUCUUCGGACAGUUCGCUUCUGUGAAAUCUCUUUGGGUAAAUGGGUUGGCUGUGUCUCCUUUUUGGGGAGAAUGGGGAGAUAGCACCACAACCAAUCCUGCAUGGAACAGAAAACAAUACGCCAUGAGGGUGGAGGACCCCUUCGAUCGAAUGGAUAAUUGUGCUCGAUCAAUUCAGGAUGCUGGUCUUCCUAUUAUAUGUAAUAGUUUCGCUGCAGCUUUUGAGUCGUUAUUGCAACCACCUGAUUGGGACCAGCUUCUCUCAUUACGUCAACUUCUUUUUUGCUGGCCUCCUGGUACGGCUCGACCAGAUGCAUAUGUUCGACAAUCACUUGUUCCUAACCCAGUCUGGAGAUCCAAGCCAGAAAUCAGAGCAGAAAAGAAGGGAAAAGAACAGGUGAAGGUGCCCAAAAAAUAUAGGAUAGCAGAUAAAACCGCAACAAGGAAGUUGAAAGAGCAUUGUUCAUCUAAAAAUUCGUCAGAUGAUUUACCUUCAGGACUUCUGCCAAUGUUGGAAGGUGAAACUGGUUCAUUUCUGCUGAAAGAACGAGAAGCUUUUCAGGGACCAAGUCCUAUUCAUGUCCUGGAUACUGUGGGGCUUGGGGCAAGAGUGAGUGAUACCAGCCAAGUAACAGACAUCCCUCAACAGGAAGGAGGUUUGGUUAUAAUGGAGGCAUUGGGCUUGGGGUCCCAAGCAAUAAUGAACCCCGAAGCUGGUGUUCAGGAUUUUACAGAAGAGCAGUGUUCGGUUCAUCUAACUAGACGUGGAAAGACGUUAAACAAGACUUGUAAGAAAAUGGGACCAGAGCAGUGGGCCGUAUCUGCGAUGCAGUAUGCACAAUCUCAGGAUCGACAACCUGGUCCUGACAACUCUGGAGGCGCAGGUACCGCGACAUCUUGUAUCGACAACGAACCAAGUGAAUCCAUAAAAUUUCCUGGGAAGAAGCAGCAGAUAAAGUCUGCAAGACCUUUGAAGUCGCCUUCAGCUGGGGUACCGCCUGGAAGUUACGAGUGUGGUCAUUCCUCAGGAACACAACGUAUCCAACGGUCAACAAAGGCUUCAGAACGAACUGGUCAGGAGAACAUUGGAGAAGAAUCAGAAGCUUCUUUCCUGCCAAGUGCAGAAAGCAGCCAGAUUCAACCCAGCAUACAGUCCAAUGAACUGGGCAAUCAACCACAGCAUGGCCUCCAGACGUCUUCGAAACAUAGUUCUUUAGAUGAUGAAAGUUAUAUCCCUCCCCGAAAGCCAAGGAGGAGGCCUAGGAGAUAUAAUAAGCGACAAUCUAAUGCUGGCGUCAAUCACGGCUCAUCCAGGGACGUUGAUCCAGGGUUUGUUAACCAUGCUAAUAACGACGCAGUUACAGGAAGACAAGGGAUUCUUACACCUGAAUUAUUUGUGGGUGGACCAUCCACACAAAGGGAUUUUCCUACGUAGAUAAAUUAGUCUGUCAGCGGCAUGAAUUUUUAAAGGUAGAGACGUUCUUAAAAAUUUACGGGUACAGUUUUGUAAAAUGCUAGGAUGUUGUAAUUCCUUUAUGUUAUACUGGAAUCAAAGAUCGGCACUCUCAACUCGCCGAACUUCUGAUCAAUUCAAUGUU
Molecule: messenger RNA, 3393 nt
Organism: Physcomitrium patens
Lineage: Eukaryota; Viridiplantae; Streptophyta; Bryopsida; Funariales; Funariaceae
Biological process (GO): RNA 3'-end processing
Molecular function (GO): nucleotidyltransferase activity
Source: RefSeq, a predicted model, not a curated record